UACAUGAACAGUUGUAGACAAGACAACUUUAUGAUAAAGGUUUGACGAAAUUGUAGGCAAGAGUACUGUUGUUAUCACAGAGAACGUACAGAAUGAUCAUGUUUAUAAACUGAAAGGACGAAUCAGCUGUGUUGCUAGAGAAGAGUUAUGGCAGAAAUUCGUGCCACACCGCUAGGUGCUGGGCAAGAUGUUGGCCGCAGCUGUAUCCUGCUCUCGGUGGGCGGCAAGAACAUCAUGAUGGACUGUGGCAUGCACAUGGGAUACAAUGAUGGCCGUCGCUUUCCAGAUUUCACCUACAUUGCCGAGGCUGGUCGUCUGACCGAGCAUCUGGACUGUGUCAUUAUCAGUCACUUUCAUCUGGACCAUUGCGGCGCGCUGCCAUACUUCUCGGAAAUGGUUGGAUACGAUGGGCCCAUUUAUAUGACACAUCCGACCAAGGCCAUUGCACCGAUAUUGCUGGAGGACUAUCGAAAAAUCUCCGUGGAUAAGAAAGGAGAAACAAACUUUUUCACGUCUCAGAUGAUCAAAGAUUGCAUGAAGAAGGUGGUUGCCGUCAAUCUCCAUCAAAUUGUGGAAGUUGACUCGACCCUAUCGCUCAAGGCCUACUAUGCUGGCCAUGUGCUCGGUGCGGCUAUGUUUGAGAUACGUGUUGGCCAGCAGUCUGUGGUCUAUACCGGUGAUUACAACAUGACUCCAGACCGGCAUCUUGGUGCUGCCUGGAUUGACAAGUGCCGACCUGAUUUGUUGAUCACAGAGUCGACGUAUGCCACUACUAUCCGCGACUCCAAGCGAUGUCGAGAGCGUGACUUCUUGAAAAGCGUUCAUGAGACUGUGGAAAAAGGUGGAAAAGUUCUGAUUCCCGUCUUUGCGCUUGGCCGUGCUCAGGAACUCUGCAUCUUGCUGGAGUCAUUCUGGGAACGGAUGAAUCUCAAAGCACCAAUCUACUUCACCACCGGUCUCACAGAGAAGGCCAACCACUACUACAAGCUGUUUGUUGACUGGACAAAUCAAAACAUCAAGAAGACGUUUGUUCACCGCAACAUGUUUGAGUUUAAGCACAUCAAGCCAUUUGAUGCAUCAUACAUGAAGGAGCCUGGACCAAUGGUUGUGUUUGCCACACCGGGCAUGUUGCACGCUGGCCAAUCUCUGAACAUCUUCAAGGCAUGGGCAGGCUGCGAGAAAAACAUUGUUAUUAUUCCCGGAUACUGCGUUCAAGGCACGGUGGGCAACAAAGUCCUCUCCGGUCAGAAGCGUAUUGAGAUCAAUCACAAAACAAUCGAGGUCAAGAUGCAAGUUCAAUACAUGUCAUUCAGUGCACAUGCCGAUGCCAAGGGUAUCAUGCAGCUGAUUCGCAUGUGUCAGCCACGCCAUGUGAUGCUUGUGCAUGGGGAGGGAGAAAAGAUGGAGUUUCUGCACAGCAAGAUUGAACAAGAGUUCGGCAUUCCUUGUUCGUAUCCAGCCAACGGCGAGACAGCGAGCAUUGAAACGUGUCCACCCAUUCCGGUGGACGUCUCAACGUCCCUGCUCAAACGCCAGCCAUCUCUGGAGAGGCAGUACUUUGCUGCUCCCACAGCCAAGAGGCCCAUGUACAACCGAGCCAUCUCAGCCGUGGUGACCAUCGACCCAGAGCAUGGCCCGCGUCCGCGCAUCGUCUCGCUCGACGAGGCCUCCAAAACGCUGGGCGUGCGGGCGCAUGACCUGCGAUUCACCUCCUCUGUCAAUCUACCGUCGCAGGCCGUUUCGUUCGGCAUUGAUGCUGCACAGGAUGACCUGGAACGAGAACUGAAGAGUUGGUAUCCAGGCCGGGAUCUGUCUAUACAUGGUGUGGGUAGUUUCUCACUUGGUGACAUAUCCAUGGAGAUCAAGGCACCAUCAACAUCUAAAGUCACCACAGCAACAACUUCAUCAGUUCCGGAACACCGUCUGAACAUGUCAUGGUCAUGCCAGGAUAAUGACACGGCCACGGAGCUGCUUGGACGAGUACGAGAAUGGUACAGAGGUAAGGAGAGUGCCACCGCAGCUGCCUCAUGACACGCAAUCACAGAGCUUCCAGUCACUUGCCACCUGGUCCAUGCUGCUCAAACCCAAACGGGCGAACGACAAAUUCAAGCAAAGAUGCUAGGUGGAUGUCAGACAACGCACUGCCGUUUCUGAGGAGACGGCGAUACGGCCCGGCAACAGUGCUGCUUGUACACAC
This is a messenger RNA of Sycon ciliatum, 2197 nucleotides long. RefSeq names its product integrator complex subunit 11-like. Gene Ontology annotation, molecular function: RNA endonuclease activity. The transcript has 25 exons. Bases 148 to 2031 code for a protein of 627 amino acids. Gene Ontology annotation, biological process: snRNA processing. Lineage: Eukaryota; Metazoa; Porifera; Calcarea; Leucosolenida; Sycettidae. Gene Ontology annotation, cellular component: nucleus. The record is from RefSeq and is a predicted model, not a curated record.